AUGGAAAAUAGGCAUCAGAGGAGAAAAUGUGAUGUGACCUGUGAAAUGGCCCCAUACUUUCCAGCCAGCAGGUACAGUGAGUUCCAAAAUGCUCAUAAGAUCUUUGGUGUGAGCAACAUCCAAAAGAUCAGGGCCAUGGCUGCACCUGAUCAAAGACAGGCAGCUGCUGAAAGCAUUCUCAAGGAAGGGAAUGCAUGGAAAGUUAUAGACACAAUCAGCUGUAAUGAAGCUAUCAAACUAAUAGGUAGCAAUAUCAAGCUAUACAAGCAAUACCUCAAGGAAAUGGCUUUGCAUGUGUCGCUUAAGACAUGCAGGUUUCUUAUAAGUAGCACCGCAUUCUUGGCAAGUAUUGGAUUUUUCCCUCUCUCCUUCCCCAUCCCCAUCAGCCUCUUUGGCCAUUUCCAUCUCUUCUUGGAACAAAAGUAA
Prunus armeniaca (apricot) is the source of this 426-nucleotide messenger RNA. The record is from the annotation of a GenBank genome assembly. NCBI's taxonomy places the organism in Eukaryota, Viridiplantae, Streptophyta, Magnoliopsida, Rosales, Rosaceae.